UAGAACAAUCUAAUUAAACAUAACACAAGUUAUGUACCACCCAUAUCUUUGGAAGAUGAUAACAAUUUGCAUAAUGUGCAUUGCAGGGCUAAGACUUGAGAUAGUAUGCACUCCUGCACACGAGGUUGUUCAACUCAACAAGGCGGCAGGAACAACACAUGUCAGCCUGAACAGGGAGAUAGCCGCCCAAAAGCUAGACAUACGUGAGGAGAUGGAGCAGGCAACAAUCAAUCUAAACGUUACACAAACACAAGAUGGGCUUAGUACACAACCACAGAGAAAAAGGACCGUUAAGCCAGGGAGGGCUGCACGAUCCCCUUUCGUCCUAGGCAAUUGGGUUAUCAGCACGCAGCCAAAAUACCUGGAGCUCACGGCUGAUCGUAUCAGGAUGAACCUGUCCGAAGGAGGUGUAAUAGAGAAUGAUUUGAUGACAGUAGCAGUUAGAAGAUACCAGCAAAUGGACUUUAUCUUUGCAUUGGACAAAGAUGAAGGUUGCUGGCGACAUUGGCUAGAGCCAGACUUUGUGAACCAUGUGAGUAGAGGAGACGUGAUCGUGAGGUACGUCCGGGAUAUGUUAAUCGGGGAACAUAUUAAUUAUGACGUGCACAGAUGCACAGAGUUCAUACUGCCUGUGAAGUUCAACUUCACAUGGUCGACAUACAUAUGGGAUUUUCCAAAAAAGAGGAUAAUUGUCCUUGACCCAACCAUUAACAAUGGGGACGAGUCUGACAAAGUAAUCCAGAACAGGCACCGUAAGGUUGCAGAUAACCUUCAUGUUGCAUUGCAAAGCUGCAUUCAACAAUUCUUUCAAGGUUGGGCUCCAGACAUGGCAAGAUGGAAUACAGUUUCCCCGAAAGGGCUCAAUGUUGGCCUAUGCAACGGGUAA
Messenger RNA from Hordeum vulgare subsp. vulgare (domesticated barley), 886 nucleotides. RefSeq lists its product as uncharacterized. The record is from RefSeq and is a predicted model, not a curated record. Lineage: Eukaryota; Viridiplantae; Streptophyta; Magnoliopsida; Poales; Poaceae. Bases 32 to 886 code for a protein of 284 amino acids. The transcript is spliced from 4 exons.